Molecule: messenger RNA, 300 nt
Organism: Vicia faba (fava bean)
Lineage: Eukaryota; Viridiplantae; Streptophyta; Magnoliopsida; Fabales; Fabaceae
Source: the annotation of a GenBank genome assembly
AUGAUUUCGCUUCAAACGAUCUCUCAACUCCUCCAAAGCAACUCCAGUUUCAUUGGUUACUGCACCAAAGAGGAAGAGGUCAAGAUUGGAAAUGAUGAGGAUGAAGAUGAGAAUAUCGAUCCUUAUGGUGGUUUGUCCGAUGAUGAACAGAAGAAAAUUCUUUGUUGGAGUUACUGCAAAAAUAUGGUGGAUAUUGAUGUUACAUUCCAAGAGUUGAAGGAAACUGACAUUGGGAAGAAGAAGAGAGAUUCCGUUUCAUUUGAGUUUGUGUGGGAAUUUGAAGUAGGAGGAAGAUCUUAA